Messenger RNA from Dromiciops gliroides (monito del monte), 4921 nucleotides. It is a transcript of the gene RAVER2, whose product is annotated as ribonucleoprotein, PTB binding 2. Bases 124 to 2217 code for a protein of 697 amino acids. The record is from RefSeq and is a predicted model, not a curated record. The transcript has 12 exons. Gene Ontology annotation, cellular component: cytosol. Lineage: Eukaryota; Metazoa; Chordata; Mammalia; Microbiotheria; Microbiotheriidae. Gene Ontology annotation, molecular function: mRNA binding.
GCUCCGGCCUCCUGGGCUCGGGCCCCGCUCCUGCCCCGCAGCCCCGCCGGGCCUCCCGGGCCCUCGAGCUCUCGGGCUCGGCCAUAGCCGAGAGGUACAGGGGCGAUCGGGAGCCACGGGAACAUGGCGGCGGCCGGGCCGGAGCGCGAGGCGGCAGCAGAGCCCGAGGAGCCGGGGCUGGUCCCCGCGGCGGCCCCGCAGCCCCCGCCCCGGGCUCCCCCAGCGGCCGAGGCGCCUGCCCAGCCCGAGUCCCCGGAGUCCCAGGAGUCCCCGGAGCCCCAGGAGUCCCCGGAGCCCCAGGAGUCCCCGGAGCCCCCGGAGCCCCUGGAGCCCCUGGAGGCCGGCGAGGUGGCGCGGAGGCUGCAGAGGACGCGGCGCGAGCUGAGCAACCGCAGGAAGGUGCUGCUGCGGAACCUGCCGCCCGACACGCACAGCCAGGAGGUUCACGAUUUGCUGAAAGACUAUGAAUUAAAGUAUUGUUAUGUGGACAGAAACAAAAGGACAGCCUUUGUUACCUUAUUGGAUGGGGAGCAAGCCCAAAAUGCCAUCCAGACGUUUCACCAGUAUUCUCUUCGUGGAAAAGAGAUAACUGUCCAGCUUCAGCCCACUGAUGCUUUGCUCUGCAUCACCAACUUACCCCCUUCUUUUACAAUAGAAGAAUUUGAAGAACUGGUCCGGACAUUUGGCAAUAUCGAGAGGUGCUUUUUGGUCUACAAUGAAAUCACCGGCCAUUCUAAGGGCUAUGGAUUUGUGGAAUACAUGAAAAAAGACUCUGCCGCUAAGGCUAGGUCAGAACUGUUGGGUAAACAGCUAGGAGGUUUCACUCUUUUUGCACAGUGGAUGGAUGUGAAUCAGCUGGCCACCGAUCUCAUUCAUUCUAAGUGCCUAUGCAUCGAUAAACUCCCCAGGGAUUUCACAGACUCCCAGGAGCUCUUGCAAGUCUUCUCCCUUAGUCAUAAGCCUGUGUUUGGUCAGUUGGCACAGGAUGAAGGGAGCUAUGCAGGCGGGUUUGCAGUAGUUGAAUAUGACACUGCAGAACACGCUGAGGAUGUCCAGCAGGUGACUGAUGGGAUGACCAUCAAGGGAAACAAGGUCCAGGUGUCCUUCUGUGCCCCCGGAGCAUCUGGACGAAGUACAUUAGCAGCCCUCAUUGCUGCACAAAGAAUGAUGCGCAAUAAUCGAAAGGGUUUACUUCCAGAGCCAAAUCCAGUCCAGAUUAUGAAGAGUUUAAACAACCCUGCCAUGUUGCAGAUUUUGCUGCAGCCACAGUUCCAUGGACAUGCUGGUAAGCCAGCAAUUCUUGGAGCCCCUCAUACUUUGCCUCAUCUGGUGAACCCAUCCAUCACGCCUGCAUUUUUGCAGUUGAAUAAAAUACACCAGAAUUCAGUUAUGAGCAAUAGCUCUCGCUUAUUGCUGCAGAAUCUCUCUUACUUACAACUGGCCCAGAAACACCUAAUGAAGAUGGAGAAUGUUCAUACAAACAGCAAACCUGGAUUGCUGGGUGACCCUCCAGCUAUGGUGCUUCAGACAGCACUAGGAACUGGGACAACAUCGUCUCUGAAGUCAGAGUUGGGGUCCCGGGGAGAAGAACAUAAAACAGGAGCAGGGAUCUUGCCGUUCUUUCCAAAUCAGCCCGUGGUUGGCCAAGGUGGGUCAGGGCCACGUACUCCUCAGGACAAGCCAUCAGCCACACUGGGGUCAACAGAAGGAGCCGUCUCAGGGCCACAGACUUACCUUUCGGGCUUUCCAAAUCCUGCUGCUGGAGGCUUGGGGACGAGUCAGCCCAAAAGCUCCGAAGCAAGUUCAGGGACUGUCGCUAAGAAUCAGACUUCACUUUUGGGGGAACCACCAAAAGAAAUCCGUCUUAGUACCAAUCCAUACUUGAACUUGGCGAGUGUAUUGCCUGGGGCCUGUUUGCCAGUCCCAGUUGCAAGCAAGACCAUGAGCGUUCUACCCCAGACUGGAAUAACAAGCAACAUACUGGAUGCCAUCUCUCAGGGAACCUCAUCACAACAUACAUUGGAAAACUACAUUCAUUAUUCUCAGCAAUUUGGUGAUUAUUCACAGGUGUCUUCACCUUUAAGAAAUGAAAAGCGGGGCUCCUCAUACCUCAUUUCUGCCCCCGAAGGGAGCUCGGUGGAAUUUGUUGACCAACAUUCUCAGGGCACAGGAGGGUAUUAUUCAGAAUCCUACUUAAAGAAGAAACGCGUCUACUGAGGUUCCCUCCGUCGGUCUUCCCGUCUGUUCCGCGUAGCUCAUUUCCAGGACCUCUGCUGUUCAUCGCUGCCUUAAAGUCGGCCAGACUAGCCAUCUCCUUGAAAAAAAUGGAUCACCGUUCCCAGGAGGAACAUUGAGUGCUUCAAAGAUGGCAGAUUUGCCAAAUGAAAAAUAAGAAGCAAUAAUUUUAAAAAAGAAAUCCUUGGAGACCAUUUCCCGCUAGUAUUAGGUGUAUCCUAAAUUAUAUGUUAAACUUACCAUAGAUUGCUAAGAUUAACAAUGUUCCUUAUUUUCUGACUGCAGAACCCAAUUUUCCCAUAAUUAUUUUGAUACCUUCUCUAAUCAUCUAAAGCAAUAAAGAGGGAACUCUUGUUUCCUGAGCCUUAGAAGGGUGAGUCUAAUGACAGGUUAUUUUUUUUUCUUUUAAUUUACCCUAUAUGCCAAUGUGCAUUCCAGCCUAUUCCAUUAGUUCGUUUCCUUCCAUGAUAUAACAAGAAAAGCAGUGGAUUUGUAGUCUAUGCACCUGGGUUCGAGUUCCAACUACUUCCUGUUACUUGCCACAUGGUUGACCUUGGGCAUACCUAAACUCCCUAGUUUCCUCAUCUGUAAAAUGAAGAGAUUGGACCCACUGACCUUUAAGGUCCCUUUGAACUCUAAGUCAAUGAUUAUCUGAACUUUGCCCAGAGUCAUACAAAACCACGUUCCAAGCCACAGCCAUGACAUUGUUUUGAGAAAGCUUUAUGUGCAAAAAGGAAUUCCUGGUAUACAAUCAGCUUUGCAGCAGAAACUCCAUGUGGAGACAUACAGAUAGUGUGAUUGUUUGGUAGAAAAUGGUUAGCCAUAGCUUUAUUUCCUUGGUAGCUAUUUUACUUUGAAAGUAUGGGAAUUACUUUGCAUUUUAAAGUCACUUUUUUUUUUUGCUUACAUGUGUAAAACAGUAAAAAAAAAAAACCCAAACAAACAACUAAAUAGACUAAAAUCACUUUUCUUUCUCCAUUGUAAUUGGGAAAAACUCAUUUUGAUGAUGUUGUUACCACUUCUUUUGGCUUAGGUAAUCGAGUCCUGACAAGAAGGGGCCAGCUAACUUCAACUUGGUUUUAAAGGCUCUAGAUACUUUGAGGAAAGGCUUAUAGUGGCUUUUGGCCCCGGAAAGUGUCUAUGAAUUUGAAUUGGCCCAUACCUCCUAACCCUCAAGGAAUCUUGAUGGUCAUUCACCACAGCCUUGUGGUUGGCAGGGAGGAUAAAGUUCCUCAUCCAGCUUCUUCCUAACAGAGAACAUAGGCAUGAGGCCAUUCAGUCACUAGCCCCACUAUUUUAGUGGCCAUUCCCUUCAUUCUUCCAAAGCAGUCAAGCAAUCAGUGUCUUCCUUCCUGUUACCUGAGCUAAGUAGGCGCUUUCGCAAACCUCAAAGCGUUAUAUAAAUGCUCGUUGUUACUCUUACUAUUAUUCUGAAGGAGCCUGUGGUACCAGUAUUUAUUACCUCUUUGGUCUAGAGGAUCAAAUGAGAUAUUUGUAAAGUGCUUAGCACAGUGCCUGGCACAUAGUAGGUGCUUAAUAAAUGCUUGUUCCCCCCUCUGGCCCCCAUGAGCCUAAAGGUUAAUCUACGGUUUCCAGUACAAACCCUAACCCAUACAGUACCUGACAGUACUGUCACCAAGCCUGAAGGAUACAGGAAGCCCCUGCAAUCCAUACCAGAUGGAUGAUACAAAUGUUGUAAUUGAGCAAACAGACUGUGGCUCUUUAAGGAUCCCACGCUUUUGCAAAAUAGAAUUAAAGGCAUCCUUGGCCAUUUUUAAGAUUUAUUGCAUUUGAGACAUGAAGAAAAUAUACUCUAUUUUAAUUAUGUGGUGUAGUAUUGAUGCUUAAUAAGGCUUUGUGUACUCUGUAUAGAAUUUUAAUUUGCUGAACUUCCUGCCUCUUCUUUCUGUCCUUUAAAUAAUUUCUGUUUAAUUCCAGCAUGUAGCCAAGUGCCUUGCACACAGUAGGCACUUCAUAAAUGCUUGUUGAUUGAUUGGACAUUUUGGAAAUUAAACUAAUGGGGUAGUUACAUAGCUUUUUCUAAGAAUUCUUCAACUUGCGAAUGAUUUAUCAAGUGAGACUGGGACUGGAUUCAUGAUUUCAUUGAUAAAGGGGAAGUUUCUUCUACCAGUGCAUAUGGGCACCCACUGCAGGUCAAGUAAUUUGCCCUGGGGUCACCCAGCAAGGCUCAGGGGUGGAGAUGGGGGGGAGGACCCCAGGUAUCCUGACUCUGAGGCCCAUUUGCUAGCCACACCACCAUGCUGCCUCUCAUCUUCAGCAAAAUAAUCAGUGAUCAUUCAGCAACUUGCUUUUAAUUGAUCUGUACCCCAUGUGUUCCUUUCCCUUUCUCCUGCCUCUCACUGAGUGUUUUCAGGGAUCAGUAGCCCUUCUCGAGAAGGGCAAACAGGAAAGCCAAGAAGGAAACCUCUAAAAGCAGGACUGUUAACAAGCAGCUGCACCAAUUGAUCAAAGUUUGUUUGUGGAAGGGAUUGAAACCCUGGCCUAAAGUGAAGAGUUGGGGUUGCUUGGAAUUUUUUUAUCCAGGCUAUUCCUAUCGCUCGUUACUACUAUAACCAGUAACCAGGCCCGUUGUUGGGGGAGGGGGGAAAACCAUGAAAAUUCUGUAUUAUAGUUAUUUUUCUAUGUAAUCAAACUAAAAUGCUCUGUGUUCAUCUAAUUCUUAAUA